AAUCUCUGCACCGGGGAAAAACUGGAAGGUUGCGCAGUGGAGUUAAGGACUGAUUUUGAAGUCAAGACAAGACAAGCGCGAUAUCGUAUAGAGUACUGCCAUUGUUGCGUUGAUUUUUUUAAAAAAAUAUUUACGAGUCUGCCAUAUUUAAGAAAAUGCCUCUCAGUACUCGAGAAAUAAUGGAUGCCCUUGCCAUUGUGGCAGAACACGAAAACGUGAAAGUUGCAGUCAGGAAAUCGGUUACGGGAGGCGUUAUUGCUUGUUUAACAACUAUUUGUGGAGGCCUCCUGGGUGGACGUUUCGGCAUGGCGAUUGGAAAAAGGUUUUCUUUUCUCAGUAUGCUUUUUCUGACGUGCGUGACUACAUCCAGUAUACUAAUGCAGGGAAAGGGUAGGAUCUUUGGAUCUUUAAAGAAAGGUUUGCAUGAUUUUCUGCUGCUCGUUGCUGUAACAGAUUCAGUCAUCUUGAUAGCACAGUGUAGCACAUUAGGUGGAAUCGCAGCCUAUAUUAUGAGUGACAACUUCAAGCCUCUCCCACAAAUAUUAAAGGAAGACCUUAGUGUUCAACAGAAGGAAGAAUUGGUUAGAUCUGUUCGGGCUGUUAUUAAUGACAUUAGAGUAGAAGAUGCAGUUAUGCUUGCGACAUUGAUUGUCGGUAACAGAACUCUAUCAAAAACUGUUCUACAGUUGGUAGUAAAUUUUCUGAGAACUCAGAUGUAGAAGUAACUGGUCCAAGCUAUGUUCAGUAGUAUCAUUUUUCUGUUUAAAAUCAAACAAUAUUAUUGUCAUACAAUGUAGGCUCUCACAGCCAGUGUUGUCUUCAAUUAAAACUUCUGGGCUGAGAGGCCGUGGUCAUUGUAUAAAAUUUCCACCGAAUGUUACGUCUCCAUAUGCGGGAGACAUCUUCUGA
Molecule: messenger RNA, 909 nt
Organism: Schistocerca piceifrons (Central American locust)
Lineage: Eukaryota; Metazoa; Arthropoda; Insecta; Orthoptera; Acrididae
Exons: 5
Coding region: 156-719 (187 amino acids)
Source: RefSeq, a predicted model, not a curated record